AUGGCUUUGAUCUCCACCGUCAGCAAGGUAAACAUCAAGGAUAGCAGUAUUUCCACUAACAGCAUUGCUGCUGAUGCGGACAAUCUGUGUGACAAAAGGACACCUUCUGCCCACGGGCGAAUCUUCGACCAACCAUAA
Messenger RNA from Echinococcus granulosus, 138 nucleotides. RefSeq lists its product as hypothetical. The transcript is spliced from 2 exons. NCBI's taxonomy places the organism in Eukaryota, Metazoa, Platyhelminthes, Cestoda, Cyclophyllidea, Taeniidae. The record is from RefSeq and is a predicted model, not a curated record. The coding region runs from base 1 to 138 and encodes 45 amino acids.